Panicum virgatum (switchgrass) is the source of this 3238-nucleotide messenger RNA. RefSeq names its product putative disease resistance protein At1g50180. Gene Ontology annotation, molecular function: ADP binding. NCBI's taxonomy places the organism in Eukaryota, Viridiplantae, Streptophyta, Magnoliopsida, Poales, Poaceae. Bases 223 to 2853 code for a protein of 876 amino acids. Gene Ontology annotation, biological process: defense response to other organism. The record is from RefSeq and is a predicted model, not a curated record. The transcript has 2 exons.
AAGCUUUUCCUUUAGCAUCUUCUUGCCGUGAUGGAGGUGCAAUUCCUUUUCUCUUUCCAGCAUAUGUCUUGUGCUUUUCUCUACCAUCAAGCAAAGAAGGCCAAACUCCAAAGCAGUCCUUGCAUUACAAAACAAAAACAUAGCCCUGUCACACACACAGUUGCAUUCUAACAACCACCUUCUGACCAAGCAUUCAGAUUCUGAGAGCUGGGAGAAGGUGCAAUGGUUGAGCCUGCUAUUUCUGCCACUGUUGGCAGAAUCAGCGAGCUCGCUGUUCAGGAGACAACAUUCUUGUGCGGAGUUACUUCAGAAGCGGGAUUCUUGAAAGAUGAGCUGAAGCGGCUGCAGUGCUUCCUCCAAGAUGCUGGCACCAAGAGGAAAUCAGGGAGUGCAACUGCUAAACUUUGGGUUAGCCAAAUCAGGGACGCUACAUAUGAAGCUGAGAAUGUCCUAGAGGUGGUUGACUACAUGGAGAAGAGAAACAGGCUCAAGAAGGGCUUCAUGGGCGCCAUUUCAAGGUAUGCUCGCCUCCCAAGUGACUUGGUUACCCUUCAUAAAGUUGGUAAUGAAAUUCAACGUAUCAGAAGGAAGGUUAAUGAGAUAUAUGAAAGUGCAAACCGUUUGAAUCUUAUUGGUAGUGCUGCUGCAGAGGAGAGUCUUGUUGAGGAUGACUCUUUGCAACAUAGCGGUCUUGUCUAUCCAAAUUCUGAAGAUGUUACUGUUGUUGGUUUUGAGGAUGAGCAAAAUGAGAUAGAAACAAAAUUACUUGCUUCAGAUAACAACCUUAGUGUGGUCUCAAUAGUUGCCAUGGGUGGAGCAGGGAAAACUACACUAGCUCGAAAAAUCUACAAUUCAAAUAAAAUCAAGGAACACUUUCACACAAUUGCAUGGGUGACUGUAUCCCAAAAGUUUAAGGGUGCUGAUUUAUUGAAAGAUAUUAUGAAACAAAUAUUUGGGGGUAAAUAUGAGGGCAGAGAAAUUGAUCAGAUGCAAGAGUAUGAAGUGGGAAAGAAGAUCCAUGAUUUUCUACUAGAUAAAAGAUACUUAGUUGUGCUUGAUGAUGUGUGGACAACAGAUACAUGGAAUCAGAUAAACAGAACCAUCAAAGUAUUUCCAGAUGUAGAUAAUGGCAGUAGAGUAAUGUUAACCACCCGAAAGAUUGAUGUUGCAAAUCACAUUGAAAUACCAAGAAAAGUUCACAACCUGAAACUCUUGGAUGCUGAGAAAAGCUGGGACCUUUUCAUUAGCAAGGCCUUGCCAUCAUAUAACAGGUCCUCGAUACAUAACAUUGGUGAGUUUGAAGAACUAGGGAGACAGAUUGCAAGUAAAUGUAAUGGAUUACCACUUGCACUUUCUGUUUUGGGGGGUUUUCUAUCAAAGAAUUUAACUAUUGAAGCAUGGAAAGAUACACUAUCAGGUUGGACAAUGAUUGAAAAUGGGCGCAUGAUGGGAGAAAUACUGGCCCGAAGUUACAAUGACUUGCCAAAUCAUAUAAAAUGUUGUUUUCUCUAUCUUGCUGUUUUCCCUGAGGAUCACCUCAUACUUGUAUCAGAUCUUAUCAAUUCAUGGAUAGCAGAAAGCUUCGUUCCCGGUUCAAUAAAGCAUAAGGAACAAAUGGCACGGAAGUAUGUAACUGAGUUGGCUCAAAGAAGCUUGGUUCAGGUUACUGAUACAAGUAAAGCGCACGGGUGGAUUGAAAGUAUACGACUUCAUGAUAUUUUACAUGAUUGGUGCGUUGGAGAAGCAAGAGAUGCUGGUUUCUGUGAUGUCAUCGACAAAACUACGGGGCAUGCUGUGCUAUCAUACCGCUCUUCUCUUCAGAACUACUAUGAAGAUAACAUGUUCGAGGCAGCACCUAAUCUCCGAACUCUUAUUGGCUUUGAUCUUCCAUCAUUCUCCCUACCUAAGCUGAGAUACCUAAGGGUUCUUCACGUAGAGAAUUCAACAGUAAUGAAUCUCUCUCGAGCAAUCAGUGGGUGCAUUCACCUUAGGUGCCUUAGGUUAAUAAGGUGUGGCAGGGCCACGCUUCCUUCUGCACUUGGGCAAUUACUUUACUUGCAAACUAUAGAUCUGAGGUAUACAGAUUUGGAAUCAGAAGUGCCAAAAUCCAUAUGGGCUAUCCCUUCUCUAAGGCAUGUUUACCUCGCUCCAGUUUGGAGAAUGGGAUCUUCUCCACCAAGGAAUGGUCCACCGAAAGAGCUCCAGUUCUUACACAUAUAUGCGGGGGGUACUGAUUGUUUCCAGGGUGGCAUGGUGGCAUUUUGGGGUCAAAUGACCCAGUUGACCACUCUUCACUUAGAUGCUUCCAACAUGCCCGCACCAAUGAUUCAUAUUCUGGCAAACAUGACUUAUUUGGUUGAGGCUUCCCUUGGGAUUUUCGAGAGGCUCAAUAAGUUGCCUGAGAGCCAACUCUUCCCACAAGGCCUACGACGGCUUCAUCUUUGGGCUGUGGCCAUUGAAGAAGACCCGAUGCCCAUCCUGGAGAAGCUUCCCUGCCUUGUGGUGCUCUCAUUAAUGGGGUAUUCAGGAAGCAUCAUGGUCUGCUCUGUGCAAGGGUUCCCUCGGCUGCAAGAAUUGAAACUUGAAUCUUUUGAUUGUGAUCAGUGGAGAAUAGAGAUUGGGGCAAUGCGAAGUCUCUCACGACUGCAACUUGCUUGGUGGCCGAAUAUGACCAAGCUCCCGGAGGGACUUCUGUAUUUGCCGUCCCUCAAGGAGCUUUCUCUGGCAAAUAUGCCCAAGAUUUCUGAAGAUGAUGUUACUUGGAAAAAUCUUCAUGGGAAAGGCUGUAAGGUCAGUCGCAAUUUUCCCCCCUCCCAUUUCGACCUUAAUUUUCUACUAUAUUUCGAGGAGUAGCAAACAAGGGUUCGUUUAUAGAUGUAAACUGUUAAUUAAUCGUCAUGGAGGAAUGUGGUCGAUAGAUAUUUUUUUUUAGAUAAAGGAAGUAUAACUUCCGUCCUCUACACCAACCAACAGGGAUGUAUUCAGCCAUUAAACUCCACAAAUAUCUAAAUAUGUGCACAUCAGGAUUUGAACCCUGUUGGAGGAAUGUGCUCGAUAGAUAUUGUGUACCUAAUCUACGCCUCCCUCCUCUCUAGUACCUUGUUUAAGUGUUUGGAAUAAUCGUUGCAGAGUCAGCUGAUAGGGUAUGCUAUUGCCUCUUAACAUAAUCAUUGUGUUCCGAAUAUAUACUAGACAACUACUCUAUGUAAUUAAUAGACGAGUAAUUUAACUCGCAACA